AUGAAUCUUGCGAAGUUCCUGAAAGGAAACGUUGGGAUUUUGUACGGAACAACGGAUUAUGAGCCGGUGUUGAUUCGUGCGCGUCAGCAGUUCAACGAGAACAGCAAAAUGUUGUGUUGGCAUCAUGUGAUUCCUGAAAUGAACCACAACGAGCUUGUUGGAUGGGGUGGAGGAGACGAUCGUUUUGCAACGGUUUUCUUCGAAACAGACAUGAACCCACGCAAUGAGAAGCGUAUGGGAAUCACUAAAGAAGUGAUUACAGGAAAAUCCAGUAAAGUGAUGACGAUUCAAGCGAAAGGAAACAAUCGUAUUGAACGGUCGAUUUACCUGAUCAACAUUGUAGAUUGGGCGUCACUAUACUUAUCUGACCUAAAAGAAGUAGACCCGAUUGAUAUUGCCGUGAUCGAUUAUCUAAAAGGAUCACUGGCCGACUUUAAAUAA
This is a messenger RNA of Exaiptasia diaphana, 441 nucleotides long. RefSeq names its product bifunctional phosphoglucose/phosphomannose isomerase. The record is from RefSeq and is a predicted model, not a curated record. Bases 1 to 441 code for a protein of 146 amino acids. The transcript has a single exon. Gene Ontology annotation, molecular function: carbohydrate derivative binding; glucose-6-phosphate isomerase activity; mannose-6-phosphate isomerase activity. Lineage: Eukaryota; Metazoa; Cnidaria; Anthozoa; Actiniaria; Aiptasiidae. Gene Ontology annotation, biological process: carbohydrate metabolic process; carbohydrate derivative metabolic process.